This is a messenger RNA of Paramecium pentaurelia, 577 nucleotides long. The record is from the annotation of a GenBank genome assembly. Lineage: Eukaryota; Ciliophora; Oligohymenophorea; Peniculida; Parameciidae.
UAAUGUCUGCAGAUAGUCCACAAGUUUUCAUUGUUGGUAAAAUAGCUGGGGCCACAAAUUUUAAUAAUUCUUCUAUUUAUGUCAAGUAUUUCUUCAGAGUAGGAGAUCAUUGGAAAAAGAUUUCAGGAUAAGAAGAAGGGGAAACAUUUUAAUCUUCAUCUUAACAUUCAAAAUUUGUACCACUUGAACAUCCUAUUGAUCUUAAUUAUGUGACUAAAGCUGUUAGAGGAUGGCCAAAAUUACUAGUGGAAGUCUGGGAAGUUGAUGAUCAUGGAAGAAAUUCACUUGGAGGUUAUGGUCUCAGUUCUCUUCCCAUAGAACCUGGAGAAUAUUAAUUUGAUAUUCGUAAUUAAUUUAUAUAUCUUUAGCAUGUUGGAGACCAGAAGCUAGUUUCUUUGAUAAACUUAUUGGAGCUUAUCCUGAAUUAGUUCAUAGAGAUCUAUUAUUUUCAGGAGAAAGUAGAUUUGGUUUUAAAGUUGAAUCAACUGGAAAUAUCCAUAUUGAAUUGGCUAUAAUAACAAAAGAUUUUCAUUUACAUGGAGUCUAAAUUUCUAAUAGAAAUUAUUUGAAUUAAUGA